GCGGAGAGGAGCUGCGUGGUCAGCGGCUCUCAACUUUGGACUAUACUUGACACAUCUGGACCGCGCCGCUAUGCUGCUGCUGCAGGGAGGACCCUCUGCUGCUUCUGCGCUUUACCUUUACUCUUAUUUUCUGGAGGCUGCUUUGGUGCUCGCCUUCAACCUUGACACCGCUCAUGUCAUCAGGAAAGACGGAGAACCGGGGAGUCUGUUCGGCUUUUCUCUUGCCAUGCACCGGCAGCUCAACCCGGAUAAAAGACUGCUGCUGAUCGGUGCGCCCAGAGCCAGAGCUUUGGGAAAACAGACAGCCAGCAUCACAGGAGGCAUUUAUAAAUGUGAAAUCACCCAGUCCAAUGAUUGUGAGCGUGUUGAAUUUGAUAAUGAAGAGAAUGUACUCGUUGAGAACAAGGAGAAUCAGUGGAUGGGGGUGACGGUUCAGAGCCAGGGACCUGGGGGAAAGAUUGUGACUUGUGCUCACCGCUAUCAGAGGCGCUUGUUUGUGAACACCCCUCAGGAGUCCCGGGACAUCACCGGGCGCUGCUAUGUCCUGAGUCAGGACCUGACCAUCGACGAGUCCUCUGACGAGGACGGGGGUAACUGGAACUUCUGUGAGGGCAGAGCCAGAGGCCAUGAGAUGUUUGGAUCUUGCCAGCAGGGUUUGUCAGCCACCUUCACCAAGGACUACCAUUACGUGGUGUUUGGAGCACCAGGAGCUUACAACUGGAAAGGCAUUGUCCGAGUGGAACAAAAGAACAACACUUUGCUGGAGAUGGGGGUGUAUGAUGACGGCCCGUAUGAGGUUGGAGAUGAGCAUCUCUUGAACCCUGAGCUCGUGCCUCUACCUGCCAACAGCUACCUCGGAUUCUCCCUCGAUUCGGGACACAGGAUCACCAGGAGUCGUGGCCUGACGGUGGUGGCCGGAGCACCCAGAGCCAAUCAUAGCGGAGCUGUGGUCCUGCUGAAGAAAGAGAGCAACGCCUCCACCAAACUUUUGGUGGAGCACACCUUGUACGGGCCAGGGCUUGCAUCUUCCUUUGGAUACGACGUGGCUGUAGUCGACCUGAAUGGUGACGGAUGGCAAGACAUAGUUGUAGGAGCCCCUCAGUUCUACAUGAAGGACAGAGACGUUGGAGGAGCUGUUUAUGUCUACAUCAACCAGGCAGGAAGGUGGGAAAGAAUCACUCCUGUCCGUCUAAACGGGACCAAAGACUCCAUGUUUGGACUGGCGGUGGAGAACAUAGGAGACAUCAAUCAGGACUCAUAUGAAGACAUUGCAAUUGGAGCUCCUUAUGAUGACAGCGGGGCAGGAAAAGUCUACAUUUAUCAUGGCUCUGCACAAGGAGUGAAAACCAGCCCUGCACAGAUCCUAACAGGAAAAGAGCACAACAUGAGACUGUUCGGAUAUUCUCUGGCAGGGAACAUGGACUUGGACAGUAACUCUUAUCCAGACGUGGCUGUAGGCUCCCUGUCGGACGCAGCUCUGAUCUAUAGGGCACGGCCAGUCAUUAACAUCAGGAGAGAUGUCAAAAUAUCUCCGCAGGAAAUUGACCUUACAAUCAAAACUUGUGGUAACAGCAUUUGCUUCACUGUGGAUGCAUGCUUCACCUACAAAGCAAACCCUGCAUCUUACAACCCAAGACUAACUGUCAGCUACACUGUCGAGGCGGACGGAGAUCGCAGGAAACAGGGGCUGCCCUCCAGAGUGAUGUUCCUGAACAAGUCCCGCUCUGAAGCAGACUACCAGUUUAAUGGCACCUUGGACCUCCGUGGCCAAAAACAGGAAACAUGCAUUAAGAUAAUCGCCAAACUGAAGGACAAUAUUAAGGACAAGAUGCGCAGCAUUCCCAUCGAGGUGUCUGCAGAAAUUGUGGGUACUAAACGACAAAAGACAAGGAACGGCCUCCCUCAACUUAUGCCCAUAUUAGACUCUUCUCAGCUGAGCAAAGACGUCAUUGAGGUCAACUUUGUAAAAGAGGGAUGUGGAAGUGAUCAUAUUUGCCGGAGUAACCUGAAGAUGGAGUACAAGUUAUACUACAAGCAAAACAACCUAGAUGUGUACUCCUCAUUGCCCAUCAAGAAAAACAUCCCAGUGUUUCACCUGAAUUACGAGAGGAAGGACUUGGCUCUGCGGGUGACAGUCAACAACAUGGAUGGAGAUGACGCCUACGAGGCGAGGCUGGUGGGAACUUUCCCCGAUAUGCUGUCGUAUUCUGGAGUCCGCUCACAUCAGACAAUGACGGAGAAGCCAAUCAUCUGCACUGCCAAUCAGAACGGCUCUCAGGCAGACUGUGAGCUGGGGAAUCCUUUUAAGAGAGACUCAGAGACUGUGUUUUACAUCAUCCUGAGCACUGCGGGUAUGACUCUGGACACCACAGAGAUUGACUUUGACCUGCAGCUCCAGACGACAAGUGUGCAAGAGAGUAUUGUCCCUGUUAAAGUGAAGGCUAAAGUAAUCAUUGAAUUGCCAUUGUCGGUCACUGGGGAAGCCAGUCCGAAUCAGGUUUCUUUUGGAGGUGUUGUGAAAGGUGAGAGUGCCAUGAAGACGGAAGAGGAGAUUGGAAGUUUGAUUAACUAUACAUUCAGAAUAAACAACUUGUGGAAGUCUUUGAAGUCUUCAGUCAAAGCCUCGCUGCACAUUCAGUGGCCCAAAUGGAACAAAGAUGGGAAAUGGCUUCUGUACCUGGUGAAGAUCACCGCUACGGGACCGCAGGACAUCCUCUGCUCUCCGGAAUCUGAAAUCAGCUCUCUCAAACACAUCCAGGAGUCCUCUGCAUCCAGGACCAAACGGGAAAUUGGAGAGAGAAAAACUGUCGGCAAGAUGUCUUUACUGUCGGGCAAAAAAAAAGUGCUGACAUGUGACAAGGAGCUCAAAUGUGUGGUGCUCAAGUGCCCCCUACAGGGCCUGGACGGUACAACAGUUGAACUGAGGUCUCGUCUCUGGAACUCGACCUUUAUUGAGGAUUAUGCCUCUCUUUCGUACUUACAUAUUGUUGUGAAGGCCUCGCUCGUCCUUCACACUCAGACUAAAAACAUGAUCCUGAGAACUCCUGACACUGAUGUGACGGUGACAGUGUCUCCAGAGAGCGCAGUAGCACAGCACAGUGGAGUUCCCUGGUGGAUCAUACUGGUUGCUGUUCUUGCAGGAAUCUUAAUUUUGUCUUUGCUGGUGUUUUUGCUCUGGAAGUGUGGCUUCUUCAAGAGAGCAUCAAAAGACCAAUACGAUGCUGCAUAUCACAAGGCAGAGAUCCAUGUUCAGCCCUCUGACAAAGACAAACUCUCUGCUGAGGCCUGAUUUAAACUCUCUGAACAGGGUGUGGAUUCUUCAAACGCUCCAAACGCGACGACAGUGUCCCUCGUUACCACGCAGUGAGGAUAAGAAAGGAAAGUCCAGAGUAUAAAGACGGAAAAGUCAAACUUGAUCCUUUUGACAAAAAGCAGUGGAUGACAACUUGGAUUGAUAAUGAAAGUUACUCAUGAACAGCAUCAAGCCACAAACACACUUUGGUUUUUUGUUCAUUUGGUGAACACGAUGCUCAGUAAUUUUUAAAAAGAAUUGUAGGCCAUCUUUUCAAGGAAUUAGCCACGUUCACAUCCUUGAAGUUUUACACUGUAUAGAUGAUGAAAUGUUCUUUGUAAGUUUUGUAUAUAUUGAAAUACUUCUGCACACUGUAUAUUUAUUUUUUGAUAAAAAAUAAUGUCAUGCAGCCAAAGAGUUUUUUUCAGUCUUGUGUCUGCCCUGGAGCAGAUCAACAAAGGGCAAAGUUUACUAAUGUUUCUCUGGAGUUGUAGUCCUACUAAAAGCCUAAAGUCUAUGCAAGGAAGGUACAGCCAGCUCAGUGUAAUGUGAAUGUAAAUCAGUACAUUUGUGGUGUUUUUCCAACAAAACAACUUGUCCUCUUUGAUAUGUAGGUACAUAAUCAUUUCACAAUAACUAAAGGUGCACAAAUGACCACAGCUGACUCUGAAAGCAAGUGGUCUGUUCUCACAUUUUCUUUACCUCUGUUCAGGUAGCAUCCACUGUGCUGUAGGUCAUCACUGAAAUAAGACUCACUCUUUUAGUUCCAUGUGAGGAAUCGAAAGGGACGAUGGUGAAAAGCAACUGAAAUGUUAUGUUUUUUUUAGAUUUAAUUCAAAGUGAAUGUCUCACUUGUUGAACUGUCAAGUAUAAUAAAAGAUGCUUUAACACUGA
Chelmon rostratus (copperband butterflyfish) is the source of this 4186-nucleotide messenger RNA. It is a transcript of the gene itga6a, whose product is annotated as integrin, alpha 6a. Lineage: Eukaryota; Metazoa; Chordata; Actinopteri; Chaetodontiformes; Chaetodontidae. The record is from RefSeq and is a predicted model, not a curated record. Gene Ontology annotation, molecular function: integrin binding. Gene Ontology annotation, biological process: cell-cell adhesion; cell adhesion mediated by integrin; leukocyte migration. Gene Ontology annotation, cellular component: integrin complex; external side of plasma membrane. The transcript has 26 exons. The coding region runs from base 71 to 3289 and encodes 1072 amino acids.